Messenger RNA from Mercurialis annua (annual mercury), 1257 nucleotides. Its product is annotated as GDSL esterase/lipase 6. The record is from RefSeq and is a predicted model, not a curated record. Bases 19 to 1092 code for a protein of 357 amino acids. The transcript is spliced from 4 exons. NCBI's taxonomy places the organism in Eukaryota, Viridiplantae, Streptophyta, Magnoliopsida, Malpighiales, Euphorbiaceae. Gene Ontology annotation, molecular function: hydrolase activity, acting on ester bonds.
UCAAGAUUGGAAAGAGACAUGGAGAAACUAUAUCUCAUACUUGUGCUCUUCCUCUCUUCUUGCUCAUUGCUAGUUUCCUCAUACAAUGUGCCUGCUAUUUUUACCUUUGGAGACUCAAUUCUUGAUGCCGGAAACAACCAUUUCAACAAGAAUUGCACCGCUCAGGCUGAUUUUCCACCUUACGGUUCCGCAUUCUUCCACCAUCCAACCGGACGGUUCACUAACGGUCGAACUGUUGUCGAUUUUAUUUCACAAUUUCUAGGAAUUGACUUGCAGAAACCAUAUCUUGAAGUAGAACUUGCAGUUAAGAAUGGAAGUAGAAAGGAUUAUCCAUCUAACGGUCUCAACUUUGCUAGCGCUGGCAGUGGUGUUCUGCUUGCAACUAAUAAGGAUUGGGGAGUCAUACCAAUCCAAGAUCAACUACAACAAUUUCAAGCACUAGUACACCAAAACAAAAUUCACAAAACCCUAAUUGAAAAAUCAAUUUUCUUUUUCGAAUCAGGGUCUAAUGACAUGUUCAACUAUUUUCUCCCCUUCCUAAAUCCAACAGUACUUGACCCUAAUGCAUAUGUUCAAUCCAUGUUGACUGAGGUAGCAAAUUUUAUAGACCAAAUUUACAAACUCGGUGCUCGACGCGUUGCUCUGUUUGCCCUAGGCCCCGUCGGCUGCGUUCCGGCUAGAGCCCUCUUGCCGGGUGCACCGGUUGAUCGAUGUUUCGGAAAGAUGAAUGUGAUGGUUAAGAAAUAUAACAAGGGAUUGGAAAGUAUAGCCAAGUCUAUGGGUGUUAAGUACCCGGGUGCUAUUGGUGUUUAUGGUGGAGUUUAUGAUGUUGUUCAACGAUUCCGAGCCAGUCCAAUCCAUUAUGGUUUUGAAGAUGUAGUGAAUGCAUGUUGUGGAGAUGGACCUCUAGGAGGCUUAUUGCAAUGUGGGAGAGAAGGAUACAAAAUUUGUAAAGAUCCAAACAAGUAUUUGUUUUGGGAUUACUUCCAUCCAUCAGAACAUACUUACAACCUCAUCUCCAAGGCUUUAUGGGGUGGCAACAACUCCACCAUUAGGCCAUUCAAUCUCCACACUUUAGCUUCCAUGACUUGAUUUGAUUGGUUCCAUGUUAUGAAAUUUUUGGACAAUGUUUUGAGAUAUUUCUCAAUAUCUCUAUUUGUUUGAUGUUUUUCCUUAUAAAGCUUUGAUGCAUAAUGUCAAAUCCCUUAUGUGGGAAUGCUCUUAAUUAUAAAUUUGAAUAAUUUUUGAUCUAGAAAA